AUGCGCGGUGCAUGUGACUCCGGGCAGCGGGGUGAGUGUGAGGGAGAGGGAGGAAGGUGACAGACAUUUUGUUGUGACUUUUGCAUGAAAAUGUCGGCGGUCUGGAGAACCGUGAGUGUGUUCAGGGCUGGAGCUCGGCUCAUCACACGCGGACCCCAGCACAGCGUUACCCGGAAGGCAGGUGGAGGUCCACACAUCGUGGCUCAGUACCGUCAGCCUCCUCAACUCACUAAACGCCAGCACUUCCGUGCCGAACUUCUCAGCGGCUUCAUGUGGUUCUGGAUCAUGUGGCACUUCUGGCACGACUCCGACGCCGUCCUCGGUCAUUUCCCGUGGCCGGACACAAACGUCUGGACUGACCAGGAGCUCGGAAUUCCUCCAGAUGAUGAGUGACCUUCAUCUUCAUCAUAUGUGCUGGUGCUGAGUGAGGUGUGUGUGUGUGUGUGUGUGAGAGAGAGAGAGACCCACUGGUCCUGAUUUCCUGCUGUACAGAGACUCGUUUAUUCCGAUUUCAUUUCUCGUACACGUUUAUUUAAACUAAUAAAGAAACAAUCAGUGGA
Molecule: messenger RNA, 560 nt
Organism: Silurus meridionalis
Lineage: Eukaryota; Metazoa; Chordata; Actinopteri; Siluriformes; Siluridae
Gene: ndufb2
Product: NADH:ubiquinone oxidoreductase subunit B2
Exons: 4
Coding region: 85-393 (102 amino acids)
Cellular component (GO): mitochondrial inner membrane
Source: RefSeq, a predicted model, not a curated record